AUGAAGUUUCCUUUGUAUAGCCUUGUCUUACAUGCUCAUCAGCCAUGUGGCACUAAUCACUGGAGGAUGUUUGAUAACAAGUUGCAUGGCUGUGAAAUAUCGGUGACUAAAAAGGACUCCAAUGAAUCAGCCCUGUUCUCCCCCUUUUGUGCAUUUACAUUCAGGUCUGAUGCCUUAUUCAAUCAGCUGGACGUGGCAUCAUCUCAACUUGUCAUGACUGAUAGUGAUUUUAAAGAUCCAGGAUUCAGGAUGCAGCUUAUUGAUACUGUCAAUUCCUUGUUGAAUCUCAUAGUCGUUCCAGUUUUUAAUGAAAAUUAUGUAAUCAGCACGCGGAGAGCUCCUUAUGAGGACAUUUGCGUUUAUGGAUUUAACUCAGUAAAAGUUAAAAAAGAGGAAAGAAGUGGCUAUAUUGAUUUUUGCCAAGGAUUAUGGAGAUUGAAAGAAACACUAGCCGUUUCAAGGAGAAUUGAAGACUCUCAUUUGAAACAAUUUGUCAUACCGUACCCAGAAACAAGAAUCCUUCCAAUUAAACCCGAAUUCGAGUUUUUGAUUCUCGCCUGUGAUGGGUUGUGGGAUAAGGAAGGUGAGUUUCAGGUUAUCAAUAAGGAGGCUGUAGAUAUAGCUCGACCCUUCUGCACAGACCCUCAGUGUUCAUCAACACUCUAUGCUUGUAAAAAGCUUACUGAUCACUCUGCUAAUAAAGGCUCUGCUGAUGAUGAUAUUAGUGUGAUGAUAAUUCUGCUGAUGAUGAUAUUAGUGUGA
Molecule: messenger RNA, 762 nt
Organism: Asparagus officinalis (garden asparagus)
Lineage: Eukaryota; Viridiplantae; Streptophyta; Magnoliopsida; Asparagales; Asparagaceae
Product: probable protein phosphatase 2C 45
Exons: 5
Coding region: 1-762 (253 amino acids)
Molecular function (GO): glutamate-5-semialdehyde dehydrogenase (NADP+) activity
Source: RefSeq, a predicted model, not a curated record